This is a messenger RNA of Paramecium primaurelia, 1723 nucleotides long. The record is from the annotation of a GenBank genome assembly. NCBI's taxonomy places the organism in Eukaryota, Ciliophora, Oligohymenophorea, Peniculida, Parameciidae.
AUGAUUCCUGAAGUUGUUGAAAAUUACAUGCUCAUUGAAGUUAUUGGUUCUAUAAAAAAUGGUAAAGUCUAUAAGGCUUUAAAUAUAAAGAAUAAUAGUUGUGUGGCAAUCAAAGUUUUCGAAAUAGAAUAAUUUAGAGAAGUACCUGAACUGGAAGAAUUAACUAUGAAUGAAAUUCUAACUCUAACUAUAAUUAAUAAUCCUUGUGUUGUUAAAUUUAUUGAAAUCUUAAAGAGUUUUCGCCAUUAUUAUUUUGUCUAUGAAUAUUGUAAUGACUCCACUCUUGAAGCAAUUAUUUAAGAAUAAGGGUAAGAUUGAGUAUUAAAACUUUAGAGUUUAAACAGAGAAAGUAGCCUUUUAUUACUUUAGAUAAUUGGUCUAAGCCUUUUAAUCAUUAGUCUCUGAAAAUAUUAUACAUAGAAAUUUGAAACCAAGCAAUAUUAUGUUGCAUAGUGGUUAAAUUAAAUUAGGGGGUUUUAGAUUUUGCAAAGGUAUGAAUGCCCCUUAAGAUUUAUCAUUAACAAUGGUUGGUUCACUUAAUUAUAUGGCACCAGAAAUUUUGAAAGGACAAGAGCAUAGUGUGAAAGCAGAUAUUUGGUCAUUGGGUUGUGUGUUAUAUGAAUUGCUAUAUGGAAUCCCUCCAUUCAAAGAAAAAACUAUGGCUAAAUUAUUGUUAGAACUUGAGGAGAGAGAAAUAUAAUUUUUGGAUAAUGUUAAUGUUGUAUCUCAAACAACUAAAAAUUUAUUAUUAAGAAUGUUAACAAAAGAUUAAAAUAAAAGAAUUAAUUGGAAAGUAUUAUUUGAAAGAGAACUUACUUAGACUGAAAGUAAAUUUAUAUUCUAUUAUUUAGGAAAAAAAAAUAAUAUAGAAUAACAACCAAAUUAAAUUUAAUAAGGGUUAACUUUUAAUUCUUAGAUAUAUUAAGCAUCUAAAGUUUUAAAGUAUUUAUUGAUGGAAAGAAACAAAAUAUUUUAUCUAUAAAAAGUUUUAGAAGAAGUCUUAGAAUUCACUAAAAAUGAAGUAUUUUCUAUAUAUAAUUUUAGAGAGAUGAAUAAAGAGUAUCUUAAAGUGUGUUUUGUGGAUAUUUAAUUGCUAAAUACAUUUCUUAUUUAAAUGAAAUGAUUAGGAUGAAUUUAGUUGAAAAGUUCAAUAUUUCAGCUUUCCCAUAUUUAGCUAAGAAACUUGAAUUAUAAAAUGAUAUAACUAAAACAUUAGAAUAUAAAAGUUUUUGUACUUUAAUUCAAAAAGAAUGUAAAAUAGCCAGAAAAAUGUUUUAAGAUUUUUAGGAAACAGCAGAUAUAUUCUUUAAAUCUUAAACAAAUGGAUAACAUAUAUAUUAAGGUACUAAAUUUACUCAUUUUGAAAAUGAAUUAGAAAGAGAGAUAAGUUCUUUUGAAAUUUCAAUUACUUUUAUGAAAAAAUUUGUCUUAAAAUAUUGUGAAGAUUUGAAAAGUCAAUAUUUACAAUAAUUUUUAGAUAAUAAUCCAUAAAGUGGAAAUAAGUAAAAUACUUAUUUAUAUUUUAAGAUAAUUAUUGCAUAUCGAAAAAACAUUAGAAUCAUUAAUUUUAGAUGAAUUUUUUGAAAAUUGUAUGGAUUAUCGAUAAAUUGAUUUAGAAUAAUAAAAUUAUUUUGCAAAUUUAAAUAAGUAUCCAAAAGCAGAUUUAUUGUAAAUCAUUACAAAUAAGAUGGAUUAUAUUAGACAUAAAUUAUAUAAAUAAUGA